Messenger RNA from Pyricularia oryzae 70-15, 3141 nucleotides. RefSeq names its product DNA repair helicase RAD25. NCBI's taxonomy places the organism in Eukaryota, Fungi, Ascomycota, Sordariomycetes, Magnaporthales, Pyriculariaceae. The record is from RefSeq and is a predicted model, not a curated record. The transcript has a single exon. Bases 371 to 2878 code for a protein of 835 amino acids. Gene Ontology annotation, cellular component: transcription factor TFIIH holo complex; nucleotide-excision repair factor 3 complex; transcription preinitiation complex. Gene Ontology annotation, molecular function: DNA binding; ATP binding; hydrolase activity. Gene Ontology annotation, biological process: transcription initiation at RNA polymerase II promoter; nucleotide-excision repair.
AACUCAUUGACAAUAAAAACGCGCCCAUAAAAGUUGUAGCCCGCCACCCCGCGUCGGUCAAUUUGACUUCCGUUCGAUGGAGCCCCGCCUGCAGGGAUCGGGGUGCAUCAAGCAGCUGAAUAAUAUGGGGCCGCUCGUUCGCCUUACCUCAACAUUGACGUACCUUACUAAGAUUCCGACCAUCCUUCGUACUGCUUUGCUUUGUGAACCCAACAUUCAUCUUUCAAAUCCCACACUGCCAAUCUAGGCCACACUGGCACCGAUCCCAAGGUCAUAAUUCGAGUCCUUCUCAAUUACCGCGAGCCUUGCUGCUUUGUGAAACUGAGCGGGCGAUCAAAACAAAAUCGCAUCGCAUCGGAUUGCAGACGCAAUGCCACCCAAGGUGACCAUAAAGAGGAAGGCCUCCGGCGCCGCAGGCCCAGCAAAGAGCGGCAAGGCAUCCGCUGCGUCGACACCUGGGCCCGGAACUCCCCGUAGCAUGGCGAGUUCGGAAUCGGAGAACUCCGAUGAUGAUGACGGCGAUGUCGAAGGCCUCGACUACAGCAAAGUCAUUGCAACAUUUGCUCCCCAAGCGUCCAAGGCGCCAACUGCAGGCUCCAAAAUGGACUCAGUGUCAAACUUGUUCAAGAACGGGAAACGCGACUAUUCGUACUUGAAGCUCAAGCCUGAUCACGCAAAUCGACCAUUGUGGAUUAACCCUGACAAGGGCAUCAUCAUUUUGGAGAGCUUCAACCCGCUGGCCGAACAGGCCCAAGACUUCCUCAUCACCAUAGCUGAGCCCCAGUCAAGGCCGACAUUCUUGCAUGAGUACGCUUUGACGGCACAUAGUUUGUACGCUGCUGUCUCUGUCGGCUUGCACCCACAGGAUAUCAUCAGCACCCUAGACAGGUUCCUGAAGACUCCCCUUCCUGAUUCCAUGCGCGACUUCAUCGAGGUCUCUACUAAAAGCUACGGCAAAGUGAAGCUUGUAUUGAAAAACACACAAUAUUUUGUUGAGAGUUCCGACCCAAACGUGCUGCAGAUCUUGCUGAAGGACGAGGUUAUCGGCCCCUUGCGUGUACAAGGUUCAGAAGCCAUCACCACGGCCGCCCCGAAACGAGGUGGUCUUGUCAUUCCCGGAACUAAAGAGGCUUCGGGGGUGAAGCAAGUCCAGGAUCCCAACUCGACCGACGCCACGAAUGCGGAGGGUGACAAGCCCGUCGAGGAGGAUAUGCUUACCAAGGCACUGGAGGCUGAAGAUGAUGACGAUGCUCAGGCCGUCCAUGCGUUCCAAAUCGAGGACGAGGGUGUGGAAAUUGUACAAAAACGAUGUCUAGAACUCAACUAUCCCAUCUUGGAAGAGUACGAUUUCCGAAACGAUACGUUCAAUCCGGUUCUCGACAUUGACCUCAGGCCAAACACCCAAGUACGUCCAUACCAGGAAAAGAGUCUCAGUAAGAUGUUCGGUAACGGCCGCGCAAAGAGUGGAAUCAUCGUCUUGCCUUGCGGAGCAGGAAAAACCCUGGUCGGCAUCACGGCUGCUUGCACUAUCAAGCGGGGAGUCAUCGUGCUAUGCACAAGUACCAUGUCUGUCGUUCAGUGGCGUGACGAAUUCCUCAAGUGGUCAAACAUCGCCCCGGCCGACAUCGUUGCCUUCACAUCCGAUGACAAGCAAAAGUUCAACAGCGAGACUGGAAUUGUUGUUGCCACUUACAACAUGAUUACUCACGACAAGAAGAAGCGGUCGCACGAGACGCUUAAGAUCCUAGAAUGGCUCCAGUCACGGGAGUGGGGUCUCAUGAUCUUGGACGAGGUGCACGUUGCGCCUGCAAAGAUGUUCAGAAGGGUGACAUCGGCGCUCAAGUCACACUCGAAACUCGGCUUGACAGCGACCCUUCUUCGAGAGGACGACAAGAUAUCGGAUCUGAACUUCCUCAUUGGACCCAAGCUAUACGAGGCCAACUGGAUGGAGCUUUCACUCGGAGGGCAUAUUGCAAGGGUUCAAUGUGCCGAGGUGUGGUGCCCGAUGCCCACUGAGUUCUACCGCGAGUACUUGAGGAGCACCAGCCACCACAAGGCUCUGCUGUACAUUAUGAACCCCAUGAAGUUCCAAGCCUGCCAAUACUUGAUCAACUAUCACGAAGCACGUGGCGACAAGAUCAUUGUGUUCUCUGACAAUGUGUACGCACUCAAGAAAUACGCCUCAGUGUUGAGCAAGUGCAUGAUUUACGGCGGUACCAGCAACUCGGAACGACAGUUGAUUUUGAAGAAUUUUCAACAUAAUCCGGAGAUCAACACAUUGUUCCUUUCCAAGAUUGGUGACACGUCGUUGGAUCUUCCCGAGGCCACCUGCCUCAUCCAGAUCUCAUCCCACUAUGGAUCCCGUCGUCAGGAGGCACAGCGACUUGGUCGGAUUUUGCGAGCUAAAAGGAGAAACGACGAGGGUUUCAACGCAUUUUUCUACUCACUGGUUUCCAAAGACACAACAGAAAUGUACUAUUCAGCUAAAAGGCAAGCAUUCCUUGUCGAUCAAGGCUACGCUUUCAAGGUCAUCACCCAGCUAGCCAAUAUGGAGAACAUUCCCGACCUCAAGUACAACACGGCGGAGUCGCGACUUGAGUUGCUUCGGGAAAUCCAAAUCGAGAACGAGAAACAGACGGAAGGGGACGAGGAGAUAGACGACUUGUUUCACAGCGGCAAAAUAGCAGGCAAGGGCAGAAAGAGCAACGUCAGACGUAUGGCCGGCCGAAUGGACGAGUACAGCGGUGGGCAGGGUAUGACGAUGAUGGAACGUGGACCGACCAGGAAUACGCAGCUCAAGAAGACCAAAAAGGCAGAGAGCAGCUCAUUUUUCAAAAAGAUUGCCAGAGAGAACGAGAAGCGAAGACAGGUGGGCUGAUUUCUUUUUGGGCCAUACCAUCCAGAUUGUCCUGUUUGUAUCUAGAUAAGAGCUGCUGAGCUCCUCCUGUGUAGGAUAAUUAUUAUUUUGUGGCGCUUGAUUGGUGGCACGCCAGAAGCGAAUCUGCCUGGUUGGCACACGAGAUGAUUGCAGGGCUGAUCAAUGUCAACAGUCCAUGCAGACUAGUCUAUGCAUUUUUCCCGCGAUCUUACCAGCUCGUAAUCGGUCACACAUUGUGGUCCUUCGGAGCAUAAUUUUAAGCU